Molecule: messenger RNA, 894 nt
Organism: Vanrija pseudolonga
Lineage: Eukaryota; Fungi; Basidiomycota; Tremellomycetes; Trichosporonales; Trichosporonaceae
Exons: 3
Coding region: 1-894 (297 amino acids)
Source: RefSeq, a predicted model, not a curated record
AUGGUCUACCCAGGCUACUCAUCUCCCAUCGCGGAGGAGUAUGAACGCCACAUCGCCCACGGAGAAGCUCUGGGUCCCCGCUCUCCCGAGGGGACGCUUGCCUCCGUCCCCGUGUUCUGUGCCGAGGUGGGCAAGGGUACCCGUGUGCCGUGCUCACCAACCCAGGGCCAUCUUCACUGCAGCUAUGUCAGCGGACGUAUUCGGUCCCGCCGCUGGGUGUGGGGUAUUCCAAACGAGGACACGGUGAUCGUCCUGCGCGCCGUGAUCACCCAGUACGAGGACGACAGCAUCGAGAUCUAUAAGCAUUCACCCCUUAGCUACUACGAGGAGCCACUCGCGCGCCAGAGCCUCAUCGCCUACGGCCCAAACCACAAGAGGAGAACUGUGGACGCCUUUCCUGUCGAAAUCGAGGUGCCCGCCUACGUGGGCUUCCUGAAGGACUGGAACGACGAGCGCUGUCUGAGGAGUGAUCUCCCACUCCAGUAUGAGGUGUUCGGCGAUGACGACUCGUACGACAAGUUCAACGAUGAUCCGGCCGCAGGGCUGUCUUCGAAGGAGCCCCACCAGGUCCCCGACAUCUCAAGCGUCGACAGUCUCCUUCGCCUUACUGAAGAGUGGUUGCCGAACCAGGAUGCUUUCUGGAGGACACACUCCUGGGACCAGCUCGACACUGCCUCGCUCGGAUAUGAGGUCCCACUCGUUUCAAGUGACACCGCCACUGACACUGAAGACAACGAGUUGAUUCCGUCGACCCCGACGGCUAAGAGCAUGAACAACGAAGAAGCUCCCAAGACACCGGAGCCGCGACGUAGGAAGCUCCGCAUUCGGACUUGGACGCCACGGUCGCGGCGUGGUGGGCAGGCCGCUCACCCGACGAACUGUGCGGGUCAGUGA